UACUUAGAAGUAUCCAUAGGCUUUAGCUUCACCUCUAUUGCUCAAAUUCUCACAGAAACCCUUUCCCUUCCCUCCGUCGGAGCUUCUCAGGCACACAGAAGAAUGAGAUCACUCGCCAUCAAACGAGGAUUGAAAUUUCGGAAUAAGCACAAAUCGUCUAACCUGUGGAAUUUUUGUAAAAAGCUUCCCUUCUCUAAUGGCGGAUCCUCUGAGGUAGAUGUUCAUAUGGUAAACGAAGGUCCCUUUAGGGAAGGAAGGUGGACUGCUUCUUACAUGAACGGCGGAGAUGGCCAGACUUGGAGGAAACAUGAAGUUGUCAAACGAGAUAUCGAGAGCGUUUGUCAGAUCUUAAACAGUGGUCCUUGGGGGCCUUCAUUAGAGAAAGCUCUAACUUCAUUUCACCAUGAACCUGAUGCAGAUUUUGUUAUUGGAGUGUUGAGGAGAAUGAAGGAUGCUGAAUUAGCUAUAAAAUACUUUAGAUGGGUUGAAAGGGUGAUCGAUCGAGUCCAUACUCCGGAAACGUAUGAUUCGCUGCUCAUGGUGAUGGCUAGAAACAAGAAAUCCGAUCAAUUCAAACAUAUUUUUGAGGAAAUGAGCCUUGCUGGAUUUAGCCCUUCUUACGAAACAAGUGUGGAGUUAGUGUCCAUCUUAGCAAGGGCACAAAGAUUGCGAGAGGCGUUUGAGCUUAUACAAACCAUGAGAAAAUUCAAAUUUCGUCCGGCAUUUUCAGCAUACACAACUCUCAUUGGAGCAAUGGCUGCUGGUCACGAGCAGGAUUACCCCGACCUCAUGCUUACCCUCUUUCACCAGAUUCAGGAGUUAGGGUAUGAGGCUACUGUGCAUCUGUUCACGACUUUAAUUCGUGCAUUUGCUCGCGAUGGCCGUGUGGAUUCUGCUCUCUCCUUGUUAGAUGAAGUAAAGAGCAAUUCCCUCAAUGCCGACAUAGUUCUCUAUAAUGUGUGUAUCGACUGCUUUGGUAAGGUUGGUAAAGUCGACAUAGCUUGGAAAUUCUUUCAUGAGAUAAAAGCCCAUGGUCUCAUGCCCGAUGAAGUUUCUUAUACCAGCAUGAUAGGAGUUCUCUGCAAAGCCAAUAAAAUCGACGAAGCUGUUGACCUGUUUGAGCAGAUGGAGCGUAACAGGGCAGUUCCGUGUGCAUACGCAUAUAACACCAUGAUCAUGGGCUAUGGAUCUGUCGGAAGGUUCGAUGAAGCAUAUAGCUUGUUGGAGAGGCAAAGGUUGAAGGGUUCCAUACCGAGUGUGAUUGCUUAUAAUGGCCUUCUCACUUGUCUCGGUAAGAAAGGAAAAUUGAAUGAGGCGUUAGAGCUUUUUAACCGGAUGAAAAAAGAUGCCAUGCCGAGCCAAUCUACGUACAAUAUUCUCAUAGACAUGCUUUGUAGGGCAGGGAAAAUUGAUUCAGCUUUAGAAAUACGAGAGGAGAUGAAGAUGUCGGGAUUAGUACCAAACAUCACGACUGUAAACAUCAUGAUUGAUCGAUUGUGCAAAGCCGACAAACGGGAUGAAGCGCUUUCCAUCUUUAAGGACUUGGAUCGUAAAGUAUGUGCUCCUAAUAGAUAUACAUUUUGUUCGUUGAUAGAUGGCUUGGGUAGGCAUGGAAAGCUGGAUGAGGCGUACCGAAUGUAUGAGCAGAUGAUGGAUUCUAACGAAACGCCGGAUGCGAUUGUGUAUACAUCCCUGAUAAGGAAUUUUUUCAAAUCCGGCAGAAAGGAGGACGGACAUAAGAUCUAUAAGGAAAUGAUUCGGAGGGGUGUUGCGCCAGAUCUUACGCUUAUGAACACGUACAUGGACUGUGUUUUGAAAGCGGGCGAAACAGAAAAAGGCCGAGCUUUGUUUGAAGAGAUUAAGUCGUCGUUUACGCCUGAUGCACGAAGCUAUUCGAUUCUUAUUCACGGCCUAAUAAAAGCUGGCUUUUCUCGCGAAACGUACGAGCUAUUCCACGCAAUGAAGGAACAGGGGUGCGUAAUCGAUACCCUUGCUUAUAAUACUGUGAUCGACGGAUUCUGCAAAUCAGGUAAAGUGAACAAAGCUUACCAGCUUUUAGAGGAAAUGAAAGUGAAAGGUCAUAAGCCGACAGUAGUUACUUAUGGCUCCGUUAUCGACGGGCUUGCUAAGAUCGACAGGCUCGAUGAAGCGUACAUGCUAUUCGAGGAAGCAAAAUCGCUAGGCGUGGAAUUAAAUGUAGUCGUUUAUAGUAGCCUGGUGGACGGAUUCGGAAAAGUUGGGAGAAUCGACGAAGCGUAUCUCAUCAUCGAGGAAAUGAUGCAGAAGAAUUUGACGCCGAAUGUCCAGACAUGGAAUUGCUUGCUUGAUGCGCUUGUGAAGGCGGGAGAAAUUGAAGAAGCGUUCGUCUGCUGGAACUCGAUGAAAGAUUUGAAAUGCAGCCCGAACAUCGUGACCUACAGCAUUAUCAUAAACGGUCUGUGCAAAGCUCAAAGAUUCAAUAAAGCGUUCGUGUUCUGGCAGGAAAUGCAGAAGCAAGGUUUGAAACCUAACGUAAUCACGUAUGUGACGAUGAUAUCGGGGCUUGCUAAAGCAGGAAACAUUCUGGAUGCCGAGAAACUCUUCGAUCGAUUCAAAUCGAGCGGCGGGAUACCCGAUUCUGCUUGCUACAACACAAUGAUCGAAGGUUUUAGUGUGGCGAACAAGGCGAUGGAAGCGUAUAAGUUAUUCGAGGAAACUAGAUUGAAGGGCUGUAAGAUUUACACCAAAACUUGCGUCGUACUUUUGGAUGCGCUCCAUAAGGCUGAAUGUCUUGAGCAGGCAGCGAUUGUCGGUGCUGUCUUAAGGGAGACAGCAAAGUCGCAGCAUGCUUUGCGAUCAUGGUAAUAUAUUCGUCGAUGGCAGAACAAAUGUUGGUCGCGACUCCUCUUGAGCUGCGACUCGAUCCGUUUUUGUCGUUUUACUUGCAGACGAGACGAGGAUGAGAUGAAGAGACAAUGUAUGUACAGAAGCAGACGAGACGAGGAUGAGAUGAAGAGACAAUGUAUGUACAGAAGUCGUUGAUUUAGGUUGUCUGCAUCAGCCAAAUACUACCAUUUUUUUGGAAUUCUUGUAUGCUAUGGAGAGUAACUUAAUGGGAAAUUUUGAAAUUUCAAAAUGCGAUUCUUAAA
This is a messenger RNA of Andrographis paniculata, 3128 nucleotides long. Its product is annotated as pentatricopeptide repeat-containing protein At3g06920-like. Lineage: Eukaryota; Viridiplantae; Streptophyta; Magnoliopsida; Lamiales; Acanthaceae. The record is from RefSeq and is a predicted model, not a curated record. Gene Ontology annotation, molecular function: protein binding. Bases 103 to 2844 code for a protein of 913 amino acids. The transcript has 3 exons.